Molecule: messenger RNA, 2719 nt
Organism: Esox lucius (northern pike)
Lineage: Eukaryota; Metazoa; Chordata; Actinopteri; Esociformes; Esocidae
Gene: rap1gap2a
Product: RAP1 GTPase activating protein 2a
Exons: 23
Coding region: 185-2413 (742 amino acids)
Biological process (GO): regulation of small GTPase mediated signal transduction; activation of GTPase activity
Cellular component (GO): plasma membrane; cytoplasm
Molecular function (GO): GTPase activator activity
Source: RefSeq, a predicted model, not a curated record
GAGGGAGAGGGAGAGCGCGUGAGAAGGAGAGCCAGACAGAGAUGCAGAGACCCAGUCUGCUUGCCUGUGCCGGUGAGGUUUUUCCUGGCAGCGCCGCUCAACACUGGAGCCCGUUGGGACCAGGACUAGCCCAUCAGGGAAUACAACCCAAGCCAGCCCGGACCCAGAACCGGCCGUGGGCGCCAUGUCCAGCUCCGCUCCCGAUCCGGCAUCUCAGAGGGUCCAGUCUAAAAAGGCUGGAAUCCGGGCUGCUGUGAUUCUCAUCGGACUCCUGCACAAGUCAAGACGAGCGAAGGAGAAGGAGAGGGAGAAGGAGCGGAAGCAGGAGCUGCUGACCAUCUCCAACGUACCCCUGGGAGACUGCCCCCCCUCGCCCCCCCGCACGGCUCCGCCCACCAUGAAGUCUGCAGAGUUCUUCGACAUGCUGGAGAGGAUGCAGGUCCCUAAAACUGAGGAGACGAAGCCCCACUCCCAGAGAAGCAAGGAUGAUUACAUCCCUUACCCACGGAUAGAGGACGUUCUGCAGAAGGGCGGCCCGUACCCCCAGGUGAUCCUGCCCCAGUUUGGGGGUUACUGGAUUGAGGAUGUGGAGGUGCCUGCGGGAACUCCGACCUCGUCAGAGAGCAGCUUCUGUGAGGAGGAUGAGGGGGGGGGCAUGAGCCCCGGGGGAGGCUUCGCCUUCAGGCUGGAGAGCAACAGCACCGCCAGGGCCUACCGCAAACACUUCCUGGGAAGGGAGCACAUGAAUUACUAUUGUACAGGCAGCAGUCUGGGGAACCUUGUCAUGUCACUGAAGCACGAGGAGACAGAGGGCCAGGAGUUCCUCCGCAUCAUUCUCAGGUCCAGGACAAAGACUCACCAUGACAGGAUCUCGCUGGCAGGCCUCAACCAGCUUCCCAGUGUGCCUCAAAUAGCCAAGCUUCUCUGUGAUGACGUGACUGGCCUGAAGUUCAACCCUGUCCUGUACCCAAGAGCCUCUCAGUUGAUAGUCGGCUACGACGAACAUGAAGUGAACAACACCUUUAAGUUUGGUGUCAUCUACCAGAAGUUUGGUCAGACAUCAGAGGAGGAGUUGUUUGGGAACAAUGAGGAGACGCCAGCAUUCCAAGAGUUUCUCAGUAUUCUGGGAGACCACAUUGAGCUGCAUGACUUUAAAGGGUUCCGUGGCGGUCUGGAUGUAUCUCACGGUCAGACGGGCUGUGAGUCCAUCUACACGGUAUUCAGACAGAGGGAGAUUAUGUUCCACGUUUCCACUAAACUCCCCUUCACAGAGGGAGACGUUCAGCAGCUCCAGCGGAAGAGGCAUAUAGGAAAUGACAUCGUGGCUGCUGUCUUCCAGGAAGAGGCCACACCCUUUGUGCCUGAUAUGAUCGCCUCCAACUUUCUGCAUGCAUAUGUCCUGGUGCAGGUGGAGAACCCGUGCACGGAACACGUAACAUACAAGGUGUCAGUUACAGCCAGGGAGGACGUACCUAUGUUUGGCCCUCCUCUCCCAAAUCCAGCAGUCUUCAAGAAGGGUCCUGAGUUCCGUGACUUCCUGCUGACGAAGUUGAUCAAUGCAGAGAAUGCCUGCUACAAGUCUGACAAGUUUGCCAAGCUAGAGGGCCGGACACGUGCAGCGCUGCUGGAUAACCUUCACGAUGAGCUCCACAGACAGACCCAGGUUACCAUGGGCCUGGGCCAGGCGGGGGAGGAUGACAAACUGGAGAAUGGAGGUCAUGGAGGUCUGCUUGAGUCCUUCAAGCGCGCGAUGCGUGUUCGGAGCCACUCCAUGGAGACCAUGGUGGGAGCCCACCGUCACCGCAGCCCAGGGGUGGGAGGAGGCGUGCCAGCCAGCCUGAGUGGAGGAGGGCUGCCCCAAAGUGCCGAGUGUACCAAGAGCACUUUCACGCCUCCAGUGCUGUUAGCUAAGUCUCCUCUGAAGAGCCCAGUAAAGCGUCGUUCUGGCCUUUUCCCUCGCCUUCACUCCAGCACCGAGAGCCCCUCGGACAAGCACACACGAAGUGACCAAAAGAACCCAGACAUCUGCCCACUGACACAGGACGGGAGGUCAGAGACGACGUCCAACCCCAGCUCGCCGGAGACCUGCCCUAACAAGGAGAGGCCAUUUACCAAACUGAAGGACUGCAGCAGCAUUAGACCCAACAUUUCCCGUUCCUCAUCCAGCACCAGCAGCUUUAGCAGCACAACCGGGGAGGCAGAGGUCCUGGAGGAGCUGGACACUGGCAGUCAACCAUCCACAGCAUCUACGUCCAUGUCCAACCAAUACCCUUCCCUCAGCGUGGAGAGCCAAGGCUUGGCCACACCCCUUAUCAUGUGUCGCAGUCCCACAGAUGUGAAGAGUAAGACAUCCCCCAAGUCAAACCUGAAGUUUCGCUUUGACAAGCUCAGCCACUCCACACCAUCCGAGUAGAAAUCUGGAUAGUGAAAAAAGGGACAACACUAGCUGGUGGAGCAAUCAACAUCAACUAUGGAUCACAAAGGAAUUAUAAAAUAUUACUAACAUGAUCACUGAAGAGACUGAAGUGGACCAGCUAGGCCUCAGCACCAACAUGGGCAUCUGCUAAAUUGGUUAGGAAAGAGGAUGCAGUGAGUCUGAACAGAGUUGGGAGACAGAGGUUGCUUGAUGUGUCUCUCUCCCUUUAUUCUCCCUCUAUCUCUCUCCUUCUCUCUUUAAUCUCUUUCCCCCUUUCUCUGUCUUCAUAUCUCUUUCUCUAUU